Messenger RNA from Neofelis nebulosa (Clouded leopard), 835 nucleotides. RefSeq lists its product as uncharacterized. The record is from RefSeq and is a predicted model, not a curated record. The transcript has 4 exons. The coding region runs from base 1 to 780 and encodes 259 amino acids. NCBI's taxonomy places the organism in Eukaryota, Metazoa, Chordata, Mammalia, Carnivora, Felidae.
AUGGUGGAAUGGCGUCACGGGGCUCGUAAGCGCCAGUCCUUGAUGGAGAAGGCGGUGCCAGGGGGGCGGGAAGUAGUGGAGAGUAACCAAUGGGAACCUUGUCUAGGUCGGGCCAAGCCGUUCGUAGCCAACGAACCCCGCGGCGGUGUCCCCGUGUCCCCGACGGACCUCGCCACCCUGCAGCCCCGCGCCGGGGAAUGGUGUCCCCUUGUCCUCGCCGUGUCCCGGGCGCCGGCCCCGGCCUCCCAUCCCUGCCUGCCACGUGUCCCGGGAAGACCCCUGAGCCGCCUCCCUCGUGCAUGCGGCCCGAGCUCCAGCAGCAGGGACCCUACUGUUGUGGUCGAGGAGCCGCGGGAGGCUCUGAGCCGAGCGCGACUCCGUCUGACUUCCAGUCGAGAACAGAGAGGCCGAGGAGGAGGUGCUGGCAGCCAUGGAGGUGGGGAUGAAGACCGUGCUGAGCAGACCUGCAGCCUGCAGAACCAGGAGGUGGCACAUUUCUGUUGCCUGAGCUGCUCGGUUCAGCGGCCCCAGCAAACCAACAGCACGGAGCACCCCGCUUGCGCCAGACUCAGCCAAAGGCCUCAGGUAGAAGGAGGUGCAAACACAUGCUUAAAUGCACAGGGGGAAGAGGCUUUCUUUGGAAGAAACCGAGGACUUUUCAAGGUGCUGUACCGGUCCCUCCCACACCCAGCUCCUUUCUUGGUGACAGACUGGGGGGGGGGGGGCAGCCCUGACCACCUCUAUGGACUCUUAGAUGCCCACCCCCGCCUCGGCCAGUGACACAAACGCAGUGGUGGAAACCCAUUUCUUCUCGACAGUAAACCUUGAGACUGGG